UAUACUGUUCGUCACAUUGCUUACUGCGUAAAUAAUUAUGCAGAACGCAUGUAGUUUUUACUAUUAGAAUUGUAGUAUCUGUUUUCGUUUCCAUGGGCCUAUAAAAAAUUCUCCACCUUUGACUUCGAAUCCCAAAAGCAUUUUCCACUACUCUCCGCGCCCUGCACAGCCCAGUAUUGUAUUUUUCUUUUCUAGCGUCUGCUUUCGACAGUCUAUAUGGAAACGGUCUCAUUAGGUAGUGUUUAAGGGUAAAUCCUUCAUCUCCAAUCAAAACAUGAGAGCAUGUCCAGGUAGAGGCUUAUCUUCUGGAAUGUGCAUCAACCCAGCUUCAAAUCGGUGUCCCAUGGUAGAAGCCUACUCCUUUCUUCCUCCGCCAGAGCAAGAUACAGAAUUGCUUCUUCUUCAUCUGAAGAGUACAUGUUUUAACUUGAUUUUCAAGCUACACUCUCACACCGUUUACUGCCAAUCCACUGCGAUCUUUUCGCUUCGAUAUGAAAGUCCCUCAGAUAAUUAUAUCGCCACGAAUAUCGCAGCGGAUUAAUCGCGUUGUUUGGGGGAUCCUUAAUGCUU
Molecule: messenger RNA, 570 nt
Organism: Acanthoscelides obtectus
Lineage: Eukaryota; Metazoa; Arthropoda; Insecta; Coleoptera; Chrysomelidae
Source: the annotation of a GenBank genome assembly